Eurytemora carolleeae is the source of this 2572-nucleotide messenger RNA. RefSeq names its product arf-GAP with coiled-coil, ANK repeat and PH domain-containing protein 1 (gene CenB1A). The transcript has 12 exons. Gene Ontology annotation, molecular function: GTPase activator activity; protein binding. Gene Ontology annotation, cellular component: cytoplasm. The record is from RefSeq and is a predicted model, not a curated record. Bases 60 to 2510 code for a protein of 816 amino acids. NCBI's taxonomy places the organism in Eukaryota, Metazoa, Arthropoda, Copepoda, Calanoida, Temoridae.
CUUUUGAACAUUUUUUGAUGAAAUCUUGAUUUUAAUUUUAGACGGAAUUUAGACAGAUAAUGCCAGCCCCGGUCAUUGAUUACAUAGAAUGCUUGAAGGAUUCUCCAAGAUUUCGUCAGCAGUUGAAUAAUAAUGAGAAUAGUCUGGAUGAACUUGAAACUAAGAUGGAGAAACUUCUCAAGUCGUGUAACACAAUGACUGAGAGUGGACGGAACUAUAUCAGUAACCAGGCGAUGUUUAUCGCCAGCUUGUGGGAGCUGAGCUCAUACUUUUCCGCAGACCAGGAGACAACUACAACUUCUUUUCUUAACAAACUUAUUCAAACUCUUCAGGAAGCGUUGAAAUUUCAAAAUGUGAUAAUUGAUCAAACUAAUAGCGCAAUAAACAAAUCAUUGUCAAAGUUCCUAAAAGAAGACAUGAAAAAGAUGAGAGAAACUAAAGGAUAUUUUAACAAGAUCUCUAAUGAUCUUGACUCUGCUUUGAACAAGAACAGUGCAGCGUCUAAAGGACGAACUACUGAUCUAGAGGAUACGAGUAAUCUAUUGACGGCUACUCGAUCCUGUUUCCGGUAUACCGGGAUGGAUUAUGUUUAUCAAAUAUCUAUGCUUCAAUCCCAGAAACGCUACAUCAUCCUGGAUUCUUUAGGCAACCUGGUCUCAACCUACAAAACCUUCUUCAGACAAGGAUUGGAUCUGUUUGGUGGGAUGGAUCCAUUCUUAAAAUCCUUAAAUUCAGAAAUAGAGUCAAUGAAGGCCCAGACCCGUGCUUUAGAGAAGAACCUGGAGAAGCGCCAUACCUAUGUAACCAAGGACGAUGAUCUAGUUCUAGCAGAGACCAAGGGAAAACCGAUCAACGUGGAGGGGUAUUUGUUUAAACGAGGACAGAAUGCUUUUAGAACAUGGAACCGAAGAUGGUUUUAUCUGGACAGUAAUAAGCUUUGCUACGUGAAGAGGAAUGGCGAGGAAAUAACAGUAAUGGAGGAUGAUCUGAGAAUCUGCAUGGUUCGACCUCUUAAUGAGAUUGAUCGAAGAUUUUGCUUCGAAGUGAUUUCUCCGACGAAAUCCCACGUCCUCCAGGCUGAUUCUGAGAUUCUAUACCGAUUAUGGAUGUCAAGCCUUCAGCAGGGUAUAUCCUCAGCUCUACAUGAGGCGAUGUCUCCGGAGGUUGUGGCAAACGUGAGCGGAGCGAUCCAAUGGGAGGAUUCUGAUACCGAGGAGGCUCAAGAUAGUAAACUAAGGCAGAAACCAACCUCUCAGAGGAACGCAAAUCAGAUUCUAGAUAUACCUGGCAACGAGGUUUGUUGUGAUUGCUCUGAUCCUAAACCUCAAUGGGCUGCGACCAACUUCGGGAUUACGCUUUGUAUUGAGUGUUGCGGAAUCCAUCGCUCCCUUGGCGUUCAUAUCACUAAAGUCAAGUCAAUUACGCUGGACGCCUGGGAACCAGAGAUACUCAAGGUUAUGGCAGAGCUGGGGAACAGUAUUGCCAACAGGAUCCUGGAGAACCAGGUCGGAGAUCAUAUUAAACCUGGACCUGGAGCAACCAGACCUCAGAGAGAAGCUUGGAUUACGUUGAAGUACAAGGAGAAGGCAUUUGUGAACAAGGAUAUUUUUAAAGGAAAGGAAGUUGAGGAUAGUGAAGGAUGGAUUGUCAACAAGUUGCGCCGAAGAACACGGAUCAAGAAAGAGAAGACAGAGAAGGCUACUGAGAAAGAGAAAAGAACCUCAGAUGAGAAGGAUGUUGAUACUUCUGCUGCAGAUGAGGAUGAACCAAGCCUCCUUGAGUCUGUGCUGAGAGCCAGCACUUUGACCAGUAAUUCUAAGGAGUCUACUCCAUCAGGUUCAACUGUAUCUCUUGUUAAACGACGUAUUCUAAACACUGAGGUUGUUCUGUUUGGUGGGAGUCUGGGUAAACAUCAUGUAGCUAGUGUAGAACUAGACAGUGAUCAGGAAUCAACUGAUGGAGAAAGUGAAACUAGUUGGAAUCCUCCGGUAGACAGUGUAGCAAACCUUACUCCGGAGCUUCUACUCUUCAGAGCUGCCAGAGCACACAAUCUUCCCGUCAUGCUGGAGGCACUUGCUCUUGGAGCAAACAUGGAUUGGAAAUACCGUGGGGAGCUGAUGCAAGCUCCGAUACAUCAGGCUGUCUUGUCAGGAAGUGUUAUGUCGACAGAGUUUCUUAUUUUGAACGGAGCAAAGACGGGAGCAGCAGAUGGAGAUGGGAACACUCCUCUACAUCUCGCUGCUUUACAUGGAAAUACGGGACAAGUUUGUCUUCUUCUUAAACACAGAGCUGAUCACCAUCUGGUUAACAACUCCGGACACGAACCUCUGGAUAUCGGAGUAACCAAUUCUGACGCGGAUAUUGUGACUCUUCUCCGGCUUGCCGCACUAAACGAAGAAAUCCGCGAAAAUGAUUUUACAGGAGACGAUGACACAUUCAACGAUGUGGUUCAAGAGUUUUCACAGAUGGUUUAUACACACCCGGAGAGAUUAAAUAGAAACAAGAAAUAAGUUUCACAUAUAAAUUUUUAUUUUAGUUCGGAAAGAAAUUUUGGAAUAGAUUUGGUGUGAAU